Messenger RNA from Doryrhamphus excisus (bluestripe pipefish), 6915 nucleotides. It is a transcript of the gene rerea, whose product is annotated as arginine-glutamic acid dipeptide (RE) repeats a. Gene Ontology annotation, cellular component: nucleus. Gene Ontology annotation, biological process: regulation of DNA-templated transcription. The record is from RefSeq and is a predicted model, not a curated record. Gene Ontology annotation, molecular function: transcription corepressor activity; sequence-specific DNA binding; chromatin binding. NCBI's taxonomy places the organism in Eukaryota, Metazoa, Chordata, Actinopteri, Syngnathiformes, Syngnathidae.
AAAACAAGAGCAACACGGUCAAAAGCACUAGCCUUGCUAAUGAGUUAAAAUCACGUUCCACGUUUCAGUUCGGCUGUUGUGUAACAUGUUGGGUCGAGUUGAGAAGCGGCCGCGCCAAGGCGAGCUCAGAGUGUGGAUCCUCCACGGCUGAGGGGGUGAUAUGGAGCGUGCAUGUGCGUGCGCGCGCAUAUGGAAGAGAGGAGAAGGAGGAGGAGGGGGGACGGUGCUGUGUGUCUGAGUGUGGAAAAAAGGAAGCGGAUCCCUCAAACGGCGAGCGCGCCGCUUCCCUCUGUCGCCCUCCAAAAACCCAGCAGCCCGUCGUCGAUGAAACGGCGACAGGCACAAGAAGAAGAGGAAGACGGGAGUAGCAGCACUUCGGACCGGGGGAGGUAUCGCUGGACUCGGCCCGGAUCGCCUCGUUGCUUUCGGACCUAGGGGCGAGGUGAAGCCGUCUUUUGUUGAAACAAGUGCUCGACUCGGCUCCUCCUGUGUGGCCGAAGGGGGUUUAAUUCAUUUCAAAACGCACACGGGCAAAGAAGGGAAGGAGAAGACAUCUCUUGUUUGUACUUGUUUCUGGAUUUGGAGCAGAAAGUUCAGGGCAAGGAUUUCAAGAACUUGUUUGCAGCGGUAUCCCUCCAAGAAUCAGCAGACUGGCGGGCUUUUCUGAAACUCUGGGGUUGUUGGUGUGGCCAAAUUUUCCCUGGAUUUGAUUGGUAAAUUCAGAAGACUGAAGCCCAGGCUCACAGUCUACCUUUCACGGAGGCCAAGCCGUGAGAGGACUGAGGAAGGCACGUGGCGGAUCAUGACAGCUGACAAAGAAAAGGAGAGGGAGAAAGAGCGGGACAGGGAUAGAGAUCGGGACCGGGACAAGCGAGAGUCCGGAAAGUCCCGCCGCCAAGACGGGGAGCGGGGUGAGAGCGAGAGCUCCAGGCCCAGGCGCAGUUGUACGCUAGAGGGCGGGGCCAAGAACUAUGCAGAAAGCGAACACAGCGAGGAUGAGGACAAUGACAACGGCAGUACAGGUGGGGGCAGCGGCACGGCCGAGGAGGCGGGCAGAAAGGGCAAGAAGAAGAUGCCCAAGAAGAAGUCUCGCUACGAGCGCACAGAGAAUGGAGAAAUCACCUCCUUUAUCACGGAAGACGAUGUUGUUUACAGACCAGGAGAUUGUGUGUAUAUUGAGAGUCGCCGCCCCAACACUCCCUACUUCAUUUGUAGCAUUCAAGAGUUCAAACUGAGUAAACGGGACCAUCUGCUGAUGAAUGUCAAAUGGUACUACCGCCAGUCAGAAGUGCCCGACUCUGUCUACCAGCACCUGGUACAGGAUCGUCACAAUGAGAAUGACUCUGGACGAGAGCUGGUUAUCACAGACCCAGUGGUCAGGAGCCGAGAGCUCUUCAUCUCCGACUACGUGGACACAUACCAUGCUGCUGCUCUCAGGGGGAAAUGCAACAUAUCACAUUUCUCCGACAUUUUUGCUGCCAGGGAGUUCAAAGCCCACAUUGACUCCUUUUUCUAUAUCCUUGGAUAUAACCCAGAGACCAGGCGGCUAAACAGCACUCAGGGGGAAAUCCGGGUGGGCCCCAGCCACCAAGCCAAACUCCCAGAGCUGCAGCCUUUCCCCUCCUCUGGUGGGCAGGCCGUGACGGAGAAUGAGGAGCUGGUCUGGAUGCCGGGGGUCAAUGACUGUGACCUUCUCAUGUACCUCAGAGCCGCAAGGAGCAUGGCUGCCUUUGCAGGGAUGUGUGAUGGAGGCUCAACAGAGGAUGGAUGUCUAGCCGCCUCUCGAGAUGACACUACAUUAAACGCACUUAACACUCUUCACGAGAGCAGCUACGAUGCAGGCAAAGCUCUCCAGCGCCUGGUGAAGAAACCCGUACCAAAACUGAUAGAGAAGUGCUGGUCGGAGGAUGAAGUGAAGCGCUUCAUUAAAGGCUUGAGACAGUUCGGCAAAAACUUCUUCAGGAUCCGGAAGGAGCUCCUGCCCAACAAAGAGACGGGUGAACUCAUUACCUUUUACUACUAUUGGAAGAAGACCCCAGAGGCCGCCAGUUGCCGAGCCCAUCGCAGACAUCGGCGGCAACCUGUCUUUCGCCGCAUCAAGACACGAACGGCUUCUACUCCCGUCAACACUCCUUCACGUCCACCCUCCAGUGAAUUCUUGGACCUGAGCUCGGCCAGCGAAGAUGACUUUGACAGCGAGGACAGCGAACAGGAGCUGAAGGGCUACGCCUGCCGCCACUGCUUCACUACCACCUCCAAGGACUGGCACCACGGCGGCAGAGAGAAUAUCUUGCUGUGCACCGACUGCCGAAUUCACUUCAAGAAGUACGGUGAGCUGCCUCCCAUUGAGAAGCCUGUGGACCCGCCGCCAUUUAUGUUCAAACCCGUCAAAGAGGAAGAGGAUGGACUCAGUGGGAAGCAUAGCAUGAGGACCAGACGUAACCGAGGAUCGAUGUCAACACUACGUAGCGGUCGUAAGAAACAAACAGCCAGUCCCGAUGGCCGAGCCUCGCCUAGCAACGAGGAUCUGCGCUCCAGCGGGCGUACGUCACCAAGUGCUGCUAGCACCGACAGCACCGACAGCAAGAUGGACACCAUGAAGAAGUCCAGCAAGAAGAUUAAAGACGAGGCUCCUUCGCCCAUAAAGAGUGCCAAACGGCAGCGAGACAAAGGAGUCUCAGACACAGAGGAUCCCGAGAGGGCCAGUGCCAAAAAGUCCAAAACACAAGAGCUGAGUCGACCGGACUCCCCCUCAGAGUGCGAGGGAGAAGGAGAGGGUGAAGGCGAGGGCGAGAGCUCGGAUGGACGCAGCAUCAAUGAGGAGCUCAGCAGCGAUCCUAAAGACAUUGACCAGGACAACCGCAGCUCUUCCCCGAGCAUCCCCAGUCCCCGCGACAACGAGAGCGACUCUGACUCUUCUGCCCAGCAACAGCAGCUCCUGCAGAGCCAGCACCCCGCGGUCAUCCAAUGUCAGCCGAGCACCUCAUCAGCCGCUCCCUCUGCACAACCUCCGCCUCCCGCAGCCUCGGCUGCGUUGCUGCCCCCCCCACAGGUCUCACCUACAGCAGCCCCUGCCCCUCUUCCCCCCCAGCCUCUUUCCCAGGCAAGCCCCAUGGCUCUUAUUCAGUCAGUAGCCUCCCUCCACCCCCAGAGGCUUCCCUCGCCACAUUCCCCCCUGACUCAAGCCCCGCCUCCCGGUCCUCCGGUUCAACCUCAGUCAUUACCCAGCUCGCAUCACGGACCCAUGCCGCCCAUGCCUCACCCCCUGCAGGCUGGCCCCCUGCACAUGCCUCACCCUCACUCAAUGCCGGUACAGGGCUUCCCUGUCGGUCAGUCUCAGGUCCCGCCCCCACCCAUAUCUGGCGCAUCACAGCCACGGCCACACACGCCACCUUCACAGUCAUCUUCUCACAGUGGAGGGCAGCCACCCCGGGAGCAGCCCCUCCCGCCCGCGCCGAUGUCUAUGCCUCACAUCAAGCCCCCGCCAACCACACCGAUCCCUCAGAUACCCACCUCACAGUCCCACAAACACCCGCCACACGUGUCAGCACCUCCAUUCCCGCAGAUGCCUUCUAACCUGCCUCCGCCCCCGGCCCUCAAGCCCCUCAGCUCGCUAUCCACCCACCACCCUCCGUCAGCACACCCACCCCCUCUGCAGCUCAUGCCUCAGGGGCAGCAGCUUCAGCCCCCGCCCGCACAGCCUCCAGUUCUCACCCAGUCCCAAAGUCUACCGCCGUCAUCCGCCCACCAACCUCCCCCAGCUCCGCCGCUGCCACCCUCUGCAGUGGGGCCACACCACAACGGGCCCCCGCAAGCCUCCUUUCCUCACCCCUUCAGUACGGUUCUACCUCCAACUGGCCCCCCUGCUUCCUCAUCAAACUCUUUGCCGGGUUUACAACCGACAUCAUCUUCCAUGCUGCCCUCAUCCAUCUCCAUGCCGCUCCCCGCCUCCGUCAGCUGUAGCGGCCUGGGCGUGGGGCUCCCACCUGUGCACAUCAAGGAGGAGCCGCUGGACGAGACGGAGGAGCCAGAGAGCCCCCCACCUCCACAGAGGAGUCCCUCCCCAGAGCCCACUGUCGUCAACACGCCGAGCCAUGCCAGCCAAUCAGCACGGUUCUACAAGCACCUGGACCGGGGUUACAACUCGUGCGCGAGGACAGAUUUCUACUUCACCCCCUUGGCCUCGUCCAAACUGGCCAAGAAACGAGAGGAGGCUCUGGAGAAGGCCAAGAGAGAAGCCGAGCAGAAAGCAAGAGAAGAGAAAGAGAGAGAGCGGGAGAGGGAAAAAGAACGAGAAAGAGAGCGAGAGCGAGAGAAGGAAGCUGAGCGAGCGGCGAAGGCCUCCAGUUCGGCUCACGAGGGCAGAAUGGGCGAGCCUCAGAUGGCCGGGCCUGCCCACAUGCGUGCCCCCUUUGACGGGCCCCCCACCACGAUUGCAGCCGUGCCUCCGUACAUCGGCCCAGACACGCCCGCCCUGCGCACCCUCAGCGAAUACGCCCGGCCCCACGUCAUGUCCCCCACCAAUCGAAACCACCCUUUCUUUGUGUCCCUCAACCCCGCGGACCCUCUGCUGGCCUACCACAUGCCGAGCCUCUAUAAUGCCGACCCCGCCAUGCGGGAGCGCGAACUACGAGAACGGGAGAUGCGUGAGAGGGAGAUUCGAGAAAGGGAACUGCGGGAAAGGAUGAAACCUGGUUUUGAGGUCAAACCUCCCGAGAUGGACGCACUCCACCCUUCCACAAACCCCAUGGAGCACUUUGCCCGACACGGGGCCAUCACGUUGCCCCCCAUGGCCGGCCCUCACCCCUUUGCUUCCUUCCACCCGGGCUUGAACCCGUUAGAGCGUGAACGGCUGGCCCUCGCCGGGCCUCAGCUGCGGCCAGACAUGAGCUACCCGGAGAGGCUGGCGGCAGAGAGACUCCAUGCUGAGAGGAUGGCCACCGUGGCCAACGACCCAAUCGCCCGGCUGCAGAUGUUCAACGUCACGCCGCAUCACCACCAGCACUCUCACAUCCACUCCCACCUGCACCUGCACCAGCAGGACCCCCUCCACCAAGGUGGUGGUGAAUGUCUUGUGUGUCCUCCAGGUUCUGGGGCCCACCCCCUCGCUGUAGACCCCCUGGCAGCCGGACCUCACCUGGCUCGCUUUCCUUACCCACCCGGCGCCAUCCCCAACCCCCUCCUCAGCCAGCCGCCGCACGAACACGAGAUGCUGCGCCACCCUGUCUUCGGCACUCCGUACCCGCGGGACCUACCUGGUGGUCUGCCGCCGCCCAUGUCAGCAGCCCACCAACUGCAGGCCAUGCACGCCCAGUCGGCUGAGCUCCAGAGGCUGGCCAUGGAGCAGCAGUGGCUCCACGGACAUCAUCACAUGCACGGCGGCCCCCUUCCGGGCCAGGAGGACUACUACAGCCGGCUGAAGAAAGAGAGCGACAAGCAGUUGUGAGACAGUGCAGGACAACAGGAAGUGGCGACGGAGCGGGAAAAGGCCAAGUGGAACUUCUAGACUUGUUUUUCCAAACUCUUUCCUUUCCCAGACUUGGACAUUUUUUGCUAUAUAGCCAGUGCAAGUGGGACCACAUCCUGAAACCCCCUUCUUGCAUGACAAAACUUCAUCUUUUUGUAGGUGCUAGAACAGGACACACUGUGCUUAUCCAAAACAAAACACAAUGAAAACAUAACAAGUGCUAUCUUAAAUUCAACAUUUAUUUUAAUACAUUCUUGGAGGUUUUCUCAUUGUUUUAAAGACUACCAGCGCAUGUUUUUUUUAACUGUACAUAGUAUAUAUAUAUAUAUAUAAAUAUAUAUAUAUAUAUAAAUAUAUAUAAACAUAUAAUUAUUAUUAUAAUUAUUCUUACUAGGUGUGGACAAACAAGACGUCAUCCUCUCCUCCAGCUUCACCCUUGUUUCAGAGGGCAAGCACCAUGGCAUUAUUUCUGCAGUAUCCUCACAAAGUUGCGCGUUAAGUUGUGACCUUGGUCUGACAUUGGCGUGUUAGAUUUAGUCCUGCGUAGCCCACAUGAUGAUCACCCCCCGCCCCCCCACCUCGCCCUGUGACGCCCUCUAAUCACACUGCAGCCUGUCAGAAUGUGUCAACUGUUGAGUUGAUGAUUUGAAACACUUGAAGCUUGGGUUGUGAGUUCUUGCUGAAGCCAGCCAUCACUAAAUUGCACUGAAAUGUGGUUUAUCCGUCUGCCAUGAACUACUUGAUGAUUGACAUUCUUUGAUCAACAACGAGGAGAGGAAAUAAAGAGAGUAAUGGCUUUUAAUGCUGCCUGAUCCAUCCGAGAUGGCUCGCUAUAUCCUCCUUACUGGGCUGCGUUCAUGUUCACUGUGACACUAUUGAGGGCGGGGCCUGCCAACAUGUGACCAGGAAGUACAUAUUUUGUUUCCUGCAUUGGCUCCAUGUAUCAAGACUGUUUGACUGUCCUGGACUGACUGCUUAUUGUCUUUUUUUACCAAAUGAAGAAACCUGCAUUUUAAACGUGACCACCUUCCUUGGAGCACACUUGUUUUGUUUUGUUUUUUUUGCUUGCUUACAUCAUCAACCGAGUCCUGACAAGUUUGGCGUCUCUUCACCUCCCCCUCGAUGCACUCCUGGCCCUCUUCUCCCCUUCCUUUGCCCACCAAGCACCCCACUUUUUGUGUCUCCCAAACCUUUGGUGUUAAGUGUUGUCAAUGUUUAGCUUCUUUUGAAAAAGCGGCAGCAGCAGAAUGUCCGUUCUGCUGCCCAGAUUUCUAUAUAUACUGGUAUCUUCAAGCUUAUUGUACAUAUGAGUAGUCGCCAUGGGAUGACACAAUGGAAACAAAAAGUAGAAAGAAUAAGACAAAUUGUGAGUCCUGUGUUCUCUGCAUUUGAGUAUUUUGUAAUUUUUUUGAAAAAUUUGUGGAAUUAAAAUAAACGACUAAGUUACA